Messenger RNA from Colossoma macropomum (tambaqui), 733 nucleotides. Its product is annotated as transmembrane 4 L6 family member 1-like. The record is from RefSeq and is a predicted model, not a curated record. The coding region runs from base 142 to 405 and encodes 87 amino acids. NCBI's taxonomy places the organism in Eukaryota, Metazoa, Chordata, Actinopteri, Characiformes, Serrasalmidae. The transcript has 2 exons. Gene Ontology annotation, cellular component: membrane.
ACACACAGGACAGCUUUAGUCCAGCCCUCACAGAUCAGCCUGAGAGCCGUUUGGAUCUCGAUUAUCACCUGAUUGUAUUUUCUCAGCUGUUUUCUGGUUUUGUGUUUCACUCAUGUCCACAGUGGAGUGUCCACUCUCAGGAUGUGUCUAGGAAAAUGUUCACGCAUCAUUGCCAGAUAUCUGUAUCCUCUGGCCUUCAUCUCCAUGGCCUGCAAUGUUCUUCUGUUCUUCCCCGACUGGAAAAUCACAUACGCGCUGGAUAACCAUCUCACCCCAGAAGUGAAGCACAUGGGGGGCUUGAUUGGAGGGGGAGUCAUGGGGAAUCAGGGGAGGCAGCUUCCUGAUGCACAUGUGGCUUGUGGAACGUUCCAGAUGUUUCAGAGGGGUGAUGGCGUUCAGGCUUGAGUGAACACUGAGAAGCUGAAAUGCACAUUUUUAUAACCUAGAAAGGACGUCUGACGAGAAAGAAUGAGAUCUUAAAUGGAUUCAAGCAUUAAUGCAAACUUGAUGAGAUUCCUGAAAUAUUUUAAUGAUUAUAUUUGAAUCUACAGUGCAGUUAUGCUGGGCUUGGACUGUUUUAAGUGCUCAUAGGUUUUAUUCAUGAAUCUGAAACCUGCAGUCAGGCUGUUGUGAAGGACUCGUCAGUAGUUUUUCUAAAAAUCUUUGUGUUUGUUUGUAUUUGUCCGGUCAGCGUACACUGGCCUUACGUAUUAUAGGGACAGAAGAACUUUCA